GUUCAGACUCCGUAGGCAUUCGGUCUGAAGUGCUGGUCAAAAUGGAAGUGAAUCCCCCCAAGCAGGAGCACCUACUGGCCCUGAAAGGUCCUGUUUUCCUCUGAUUUGGAAAAAGACAGUCUUGUAAUUAUAAAUUACAUUCUAGCUCUGAGGAGCUCAGCUGCGAAAUGUUCUCUGCAUUAUGAGUAACUGGACUACUGCAAAAUGACUACAGAAGUAAUAUUACAUUACCGACCGUGUGAGAGUGAUCCUACACAACUGCUAAAAAGUGCAGAGAAAGCAAUUCAGGACUUUGCUACACGUCCACUAUUGAGAUUUAUUCCUUGGUUUCCACAUGAUGGCUCCAAACUUCCACUCAAACCUAAAAGAUCACCACCUGUGAUUUCUGAAGAGGCAGCUGAAGAUGUGAAACAAUACUUGACCAAUUUAGAACAUGAUGUUAAAUCACAGAGUUAUGAUUGCACAGUAGCUCUAUUGGAGUUCCAGCCUAAUUUGAAAGAAAAGAAGCACUUAAUCCACUCACAUACACUGAAUGAACAUCCUGCUUUCAAUGGAAAUCUGGAUAAACAGUCAGAAAAAGGAAAACGGCACAAGAAGAGGUCUUGGAGUGUUUCACUUCCCAGCAGAAGUUGUACUGAAAAUAUUUUUCCUUUGUCUAAAAAAUUGCAAGAUAGUUUAAAGGCACUAAAUUUACACUCACUUCAUAGAGCAAGAUGGACAGUAGAACACACUAUUUGUAACAACCAAACUCUGGAAGACAUUUGGGUAAAACUCAAUCAAAUUAUCAGGAACAAUGAACUUCCGUCUUGUAAUGCUACCAUUCAGAGACACGUGGGCCAAAUAUGGGUGUUCUGUGAUAUAAUGUACUGUGAAUAUGUGGGAAAUAUCCUUAAAGGACGAUUAGCUCUUACUGGAAAAAUAAAUUUACUUGUCCAUAAAUAUGGUGUUAUUUUUAGUAUGUAAGGAAUUCCACUGAUUGUCAAAAAGAAUAUUCUGAAUGAACA
Molecule: messenger RNA, 1004 nt
Organism: Artibeus jamaicensis (Jamaican fruit-eating bat)
Lineage: Eukaryota; Metazoa; Chordata; Mammalia; Chiroptera; Phyllostomidae
Gene: SHLD3
Product: shieldin complex subunit 3
Exons: 2
Coding region: 205-963 (252 amino acids)
Biological process (GO): positive regulation of double-strand break repair via nonhomologous end joining; negative regulation of double-strand break repair via homologous recombination; positive regulation of isotype switching
Source: RefSeq, a predicted model, not a curated record